CUUUGUUUUUGGAUGUAUUAUCCUCCCCUGCUGUCUGAGACACACUGGAAUCGCCUGCAGCCACUGAACAGCAUCAAAUAAUGACAACAAUACACAAACUUCACACCACCAGACUAAAUUUUCAUGUUUUUUGCCCGACAGUUUGAACACCAACUCUGGAUCAUCAUCAUUAUUAUCAUCUUUAUCAUCAUCAUCAUCACCAUUAUGAUGACAUUUAACAGCACAGAGCCCUGGCUUUCCAUCAAUACUUCAUUUCCCAUCAACCCUGUAAUAUCCAGUCCCAGUAACAGAAGUGGCAUGGAAGCAUAUCUUCAAAGAUUGGCUCAUUUAGACGAAGGGCUCUACAACGACUUUUAUGGCCUUUGGAUUGCUCUUAUGGUCAUAAACUCCCUCAUAUUCUUGGUAGGCACUUUUGCAGAUAUUAUUUUAUUUUUAUAUGACUUUGAAAACUCAAAUAGACCAUGAAAGUUUCUUUAAGCGCCCUAUUCUCUCUCCUCUCCUUAGGUUGGCAUGGUGCUCAACACAGUGGCUCUCUAUGUCUUCUGUUUCCGCACAAGGCAGAGGACCACCUCAGUGAUCUACACCAUUAACUUAGCAGUGACAGAUCUCCUCGUGAAUCUCUCUCUGCCCACUCGUAUCCUGCUCUACUACAGCGGAGGGGCCUGUCUCACCUGCUCCUACCUGCACAUUUUCAGCUACUUUGUCAACAUGUACUGCAGCAUCUUGUUUCUCACCUGCAUAUGUGUUGACCGAUAUCUUGCCAUUGUGCAGGUGGGUUUUCCUGCCUUAGCUGUCUCCUCACAGCCUACUAGAUACACCUGCCUGAACCAGAGGUGACUCUAGUCUGCAUGUUUUCUUUUGUCUCUCUAGGUUGAAGCUUCGCGCCGGUGGAGGAAUUCCAGCGUGGCUAAAUGUGUGUGUGUCUCUGUCUGGCUCUUUGCAAUCGUGGUCACGUACUCCUUCCUCUCCACGGCAUUUCAGCAUCCUGGCUGCUGCCUCUCUAAGCUCCUCUUCCUCACCAUCUUUGAGUUCUUCCUACCGCUCAUCAUCAUUGUGGUCUUCACAUUGAGGAUCAUGUGGGCACUGGCUGACCCUCGUCUAAUGCAGCAAAGCAGGUAAAAAACAUGUUUUGAUAUUGGGACACAAGCUUGGACAUACAACAUUCACUGAUCUGUUGGCAUUAGUGACCUACAUGGUCACUGUUUGGUACUUUACCUGGUAGCCUCUGUAGCCAGUAAAAGUAAACGUUGGCAAUGUUUGGGUCGUCAUAUUUACUCACAGUAUGGUUAGCAUAGGUGUUGGGCUGCAGUGAAUGAUGAUCAUGUCCUGACUGCUAACUACUGACCAAAGCUUUGUUACUUUUAUGAGACCACUAAAGGAAGUACCAAAUAACCAUACAGUCAAUUCACAUGAAAGAUGAACAAGAAAGACGUCCAUUUUUGAGUUAAAGGGAAUAUUCCGGCGUAAAAUCAAGUUAGGGUCAAACACACCAUAACACAGAGUUAGAUACCCCAUCGAGAGAUAAAUGUUGCUGACAACUUGCUUCUCUAGUUUACAAAUGACCGCCGUUAGCAAUAGAGAGAGCAACGCGCUCAACCAAAACGCCACUCUAUAGCCACAAAUAAUGCUCAUAACAGCACCUAACUUCAUCAACAGUACAUAUAGGGUUCCAGCCACCAAACAUCUUUUUAACUUUGCCUGAUUUCUUUAGCAAAGAGACUAAAACACAACUCACCUACUCUCUUCCAGCAGCCGCUUGUUUGUACGGAGACCUCCAGGCGAGUCCAUCGACUGCAGCGGGGUGACACAGCUCAAGAAAGAACAUUUAUGAUCAUUUCCUCAUGGAAAUGCAAUCAGACUGAGACACUAAGGCAGAAGAACUACCACGUCUGCAGUGCAAAAUGAUUAAUAUGAUGAAUAUUACUUUAAGGAAAUGAUAAAGUAAUGAUCAUAAAUGUAUUUUCUUGAGCCUUGUACCCCCGCCUCAGUCGAUAAUGGACUGGCCUGAGGUCUUGCCGCAAACAAGCGGCUGCUGGAGAAGAGAGUAGUUGAGUUGUGUUUAGUCUCUUUGCUAAAGAAAUCAGGCAAAGCUAAAAAGAUGUUUGGUGGCUAGUGCUGUGGCUCGGGCCCUACAUGUACUGUUGAUGAAGGUAGCUGUUGUUCUGAGCAUUAUUUGUGGCUAUAGAGCGGCAUUUUGGUUGAGCUAUCUGUCGUCAUUACUUAAGUUGAUAUAACUAGAGAAGCAAGAGGUCGGCAACAUUCAUCUCUCGAGGGGGUGUCUAACUCGGUGUUACGGUGUGUUUGACCCUAACUUAAUUUUACGCCAGAAUAUCCCUUUAAUCUCAAUAUGUUGCACAUAAGAAGAAAAAACACAAGAAUGAACAGGGGCACCACUCUAUACUUGCACAUACCACUGGCCUCCUUGUGGCAUACUGUUGGCCACACCACAUGCCACUGAACUUCUGGCAUAUGUCACUCAUUUACUUGCAUCUGUUGCGGUAAGCAUUUGGCUAUUUUAACAUCUUGCUGUCACUCUCCAUUACCAAUCUUGCAAACCAUAUUUCAGAGUUGUACUGCCCCUCAGUGGUGUUUUAAGAAAAGUUACUGAGACACAUGACAACUUGAUUAGAUACACUCUUCUUCUUUACAUGUGUUUGCUUGCACUUUUUACAAUUAGACAACAUCCAUCCCAUGCCGUAUCAAAUUUUGAAUUAAGUGUCAUUACAUUUUUUAAAUGUAUUUCAGCAGCCUAAUGCACCAAAUUGAGCCAAAUCUUUUCCUGCUGUUUUUGGCAUGACCCCAGACUUUGAUUUGUAAAAGAGAAAAGCCUACAUGGCUUUAGUAGUUUAGGGUUACUGAAAAGAUUUGGCCCCUCCUUAGCACUAACUUUGGGUUAGAUAUAUUAUUUCCUGCAUGAGUAGAGAAAAUCCUCUUUAUUCCCUCGAAAUCAGUGUGUAGAGCUCACAAAGUCUUCGGCCCCAUGUUGACAUUUUCGUUUUGAUUCACUAGUUACAGUUCACUGAAUGAGAAGAAAGAAGUCUGCAAACAAAUGCUGGUCUGGCUAUAAACAAGGUGCUUUUGUUAAGAAAGAAGAGACAAAAUUCAGGAAAGAUGGACAAGAAUGAAAAAAUCUCACACUAGCAGUCCUGAAAGCGCUGCAGGCUUAUAGCUGAUGGGAUGUCACAGUGGUGGUUUAAACUGUCUUUCUGCAGGGACAGGAGGAGAAGGGCUGUCCAGCUGUUAACCACAGUGCUCAUCAUCUUUACAGUCUGCUUCACACCGUUUCACAUCAGACAGGUGAGUGAGGGAUACACUGUUAAAAUAUAUCAUCAUCGUGUUUUAGCCAUCAAACUGAUGACAGACUAUAAGAGCCGGCAAGAUUGUAAAAGGACAUGGGAAAAGGGGAUUAAAAUGGUUAUGACAGGAAUUGUGAGCAAUCUCAUACCAGUUUUAUGUGUAUGUUGUAGGUGGUUGUUUACUUCUACCCUGACCUGCCUCAUCAUGUGAUUGUUUACCACCUGACUGUCACUCUGAGCAGUUUGAAUAGCUGUAUGGAUCCUGUCGUGUACUGCUUUGUUACAAAUAAUUUUCAGGUAAGACUUGUGUCCUCUCCCUUCAGCUACAAUCUGUCCAUCCAUCACUCAUUCAUCCCCUCAUUUACUCAUCGGUUCACUGAAUAAUUUACCACUCUUUCCCCCUCAGGCCACCAUGAGGAAUAUUUUCCGGCGUGCAGAGCCCGAGCAGACCAGCGGUGACAUCAUCAGCAUGCAACACAGCUCCAAGGCCUCGGGGGGGACAGCCAACGCUAUCACCAGGGAUGUGAUCAUGAUGACCAAGAUUCCUGCUUCACUGCAGAGAGACAUCGUAGGGAAGAACCACACUCUGUAAAUCUGCUAACCUAGAGUGAAGGGAACUGAAAGCUGAGAGGGCACAGCUGCA
Xyrichtys novacula (pearly razorfish) is the source of this 3939-nucleotide messenger RNA. Lineage: Eukaryota; Metazoa; Chordata; Actinopteri; Labriformes; Labridae. The record is from the annotation of a GenBank genome assembly.